GUAUUAUGUAAAAACAAGACAUAUCGGAAAUCCCAUCCCUGUGUCGACAUCUACCUGGGGAUAUAAGCAGGGAGGCAAGGGUAGGUAAGGCAGAGCAGAACUAGACACUGUGGUGAACACACCUGCCUUUACCAACGGCUUCUUCAAGAACCUAUUAAAAUAUGAAGGUGCAAAUUUUAGCAGCCAUGGUGAUUGUGGCUACCGUUGUGGCCAUGACGGAAGCAUCCCGAGUACCUCCAUAUCUAGGUCGGGAUUGUAAUCACUGGUGCAAAAACAACAAUCAAGUACUCUACUGCUGCAGCCUUUCAGGAACUAUCUAUCCACCUUAUAUUAGAGACCACCCUGGUAAAUGUCCUUCAGUCCGCUCUACAUGUACUCGUACUGGUGUGAGGUCAUCUACACCAAAGCUCUGCCCCCACGAUGAUGCUUGUGACUUUAGAAGCAAGUGUUGCUAUGACGCCUGUGUGGAGCACCACGUAUGCAAGACUGUUUAAUCCUACUAAACAACAAUUACACCAGACCUGAGCUGAAAAUCUUUCACCAGUAAAAAAUUUUCAACAAACUGUAUUCACUGGAUUUUUUUAAACACUGAAGUAUGGUUAUGUUAAACUGUAUACAUUUGUAAGCAACAUCAACUAAACAAUAAACACAACUGCAUCUCUUGAGAAA
This is a messenger RNA of Scylla paramamosain (green mud crab), 669 nucleotides long. RefSeq lists its product as uncharacterized. Gene Ontology annotation, cellular component: extracellular region. The record is from RefSeq and is a predicted model, not a curated record. NCBI's taxonomy places the organism in Eukaryota, Metazoa, Arthropoda, Malacostraca, Decapoda, Portunidae. The transcript is spliced from 4 exons. Gene Ontology annotation, molecular function: peptidase inhibitor activity. The coding region runs from base 162 to 494 and encodes 110 amino acids.